AUGACGACCAAAUCUGGGGAAAGGAAGCAUGGACAUACUCGAUGCGGCUGUCAAGCCAAAAUGAGCGUGAAAAAGUCCCAGGAUGAUGGCAUGUGGAUCGUUAGUUGUUUUAUCGAGCAGCAUAAUCAUCACCUCACGACUCCUAGCAAAGUCCACUUGCUACCGCCACACAGGAUUGUCUCAGCAACCAAGAAGGCUCUGGUUCAAAAAUUCUCAGAAGCUAAUAUUCCAACUAGCCAACAUGUGAGAUUAUUUGAGAUAGAAGGUGGUGGUCCAUCAAUGACUGAUUGCCUAGAGAAAGACAUUAGGAACCACAAAAGGGACAUUCAAAACGAUCUAUCUGGACAUGAUAAAGUUAAGCGAUUUGAGUCGGAAAAGGCAUUUAAUCGAGAACGAGAGUUAGUGUAUGAUAUGUCAUCUGAUUUAAUAUCAUGUAGUUGCAGACAUUUUGAGUUUGAGGGGUAUCUGUGCCGCCAUAUGCUUUGUUGGAUGAAAGUUACACAGGUCAUGUUGCUGCCUGACAAGUAUAUUCUCCUGAGAUGGACCAAAAAGGUGAAAUCAAGUGUUACAUGUGAGGGGGCACCAAAACUCAUAGAGAGACAGUCUGUAAUCUCAAAGCGUGCGGUGUUAGCUCAUAUUGCACUGGAAUUAGUUGAUGAUUGCUCUUUAAUUGAGGCUCGUAGUAGUUUUUUAAUGGAAGAAUUACAAAAGUUGAAGUUAAAGGCAAAAGACCUCAAUGGUGUGAACAAUAUUACAAGGGAAAUAAAUAAGAGCAAAAGUGACGAGCUUACACAGGCCAUCCAAGAUCCGCAUCCGGUUCGGGCUAAAGGAUGUGGUAAGCGACUCAAAUCAUCAAAGGAGAAGUCCAUGCCGAAAAGUAGCAGACAUUGCGGUGUUUGUAGUCAAAGUGGUCAUGAUAAGCGAACAUGCUCUGAUCUACAUCUAAUGGAGGUGGAUUUAGAUAAUGGAGUUUUGGAUAUUGUGGGAGUCCCAAUUCAGAAGGAUACAGGGGAAAUGGAACUCAUUAUGCCAUCAGUUAGAGCAAUAGUUGACACAAGAGAUGCCUUCAAGAUUCUUAAAGCCUGCAUGAAAAGAGAAAGCAACUACUAA
Messenger RNA from Striga asiatica, 1110 nucleotides. Lineage: Eukaryota; Viridiplantae; Streptophyta; Magnoliopsida; Lamiales; Orobanchaceae. The record is from the annotation of a GenBank genome assembly.